Fimicolochytrium jonesii is the source of this 3631-nucleotide messenger RNA. RefSeq lists its product as uncharacterized. The coding region runs from base 124 to 3471 and encodes 1115 amino acids. Gene Ontology annotation, biological process: protein localization to plasma membrane; positive regulation of protein targeting to membrane; positive regulation of vesicle fusion. Lineage: Eukaryota; Fungi; Chytridiomycota; Chytridiomycetes; Spizellomycetales; Powellomycetaceae. The record is from RefSeq and is a predicted model, not a curated record. Gene Ontology annotation, molecular function: calcium-dependent phospholipid binding; calcium ion binding. The transcript is spliced from 9 exons. Gene Ontology annotation, cellular component: plasma membrane.
CCGUCUUUCGCGCACUUUGCGAAAGGGGGUGCGACUCUCUGUCCCGAACAGCAUUCGGCAGAGGCACACAUACAUAAAACUGGACAACGGUCUCCCUCCGGUCUCCCGGCGCCAUUUCCCGAAAUGCCUUGCAUUCUGAAAGUGCGCAUCGUCGCAGCUCGGAACCUGCCGGUCAUGGACCGAGCGACCGAACUGACUGACGCGUUCGUCGAGGUGAAAUUCGCAGCAUACGAUGAGUUCCGCACGCAGAUCUGCAAAAGGACGCUGAACCCCGUCUGGAACGAGGAUUUCCGAUUUGAAGUCAGCGACGAUGCCGAUCUCCAAAACGAGCCACUGGAGCUGAAAGUGAUGGAUUACGACCAGAUCACGUACAAUGACUCGAUCGGGACUGUGUUUAUUGAUAUGAACCCGCUUCUGACGUGGGAUUCGAAGUCGCAGAUCUCUGGGUGGAUUCCGAUCUUUGAUACACUCCGGGGAGUCAGAGGAGAGCUGAAUGUACAGGUCCGAUUACAGUUUUUUGGGGAUGUGAAUCCCUUCAAAGAUAGUUCGGCCGGUGUUCAGUUCUAUACCUCCACUGCUCUGCCGUCGAACCUCAAUGUUCAGUCCGUAUUGGGCUUUGUAUCUGCUCUCGAGAAUGAGGACGAUCCUGAAUACCACUGGAGUGAUAACUUCCGAACUCCAAGGACGUCGAACGAAUCGCGCACGCGUGUCAUGUACCGCUUGAGCGGACAGCUCAGGAGGAAGAUCGGGAAGGAAGCGCUCGAGCUGAACGGGAAUGCCGUCAUUGGAUACAAGCAGUAUUUCGACAUAGAAAAUGAAGAGCGGUCGAUUACAGCGCGGGCCAUCGGUACCGCCGUACGACUCGUGAUACCGGAUGAAGUGACUUUGGACCGGGGCGCGAGUUGGGCGUCGUUGGCACAUUCUCCGACAUCCUCGCCAUUAGGCGGCACACCUUUUAGCGAAUCGCUCCCGGUGGUGACGGUACCCACGUCUCCCAAUGCGCAUGCCUCCGCGUUGAGCUUAUCAGAGGACGGCUCAUCCCUUCAUAGGGACCAGACUGUUGCCAUGCUGCUACCAACCGCCGCAACAGGCUACAAAUCCGCCGAGCACGUCACUUUCACGCUGCACAACUUCCCAUCGGGCUCCAUCCUCGGAAUCGGCGGACUUGUGAGCGCUACGUCCGUCAAAGUCAUCGACAACAGCAAAACCGAGAUCCGGGAAGCCUGGUGGACGGAGCUGCGCGACGAGAUUAAGUCGCAUGCCAGAGCUCUUGGGUGUCCUUUCGUCAUUGGGUAUACCGAAGACAGCUGCAUCAACGGCGAACUUGCGGUUUUGCAUUGCAGUGGGACCGCGGCGAUCAUGGAUAUGGCGAUGAUGGGCGGCAAUGCUACGUCGGAGGUGCUGGGUACGGCGACUGGCAGUGCCAAGCGAGAGUCGGUUGCGAACGAUGCACAUAAUGGGACCAGCUCGGUUAGCAGGCGGAACUCGGUAUCUGUGCCGCGUGACGCGAAACUGGAAGAAGGGCUGUCGCAGGGGUCAUUAGGGCAGCCAAGAGGCUCGUUGACAGGUAGCGAGUUUCGGGAAACGUUUUGGGACGCUUUUGCGAAGAGGAGAAGACGCCGGAAACGAGCGAAAGGUUGUCAAGCAUGUCAUAUCACGUAUAGGCGCGACGACUCACCAUUUCCCAUGUCGUAUAUCAAAUGCGGUCUCUGUAAGAAGAAAUACGUGCCGGAGGUUUUGUUGACAACCAUUGACCCACCCCCUGAGCUCGAGACCGUGAGUAAUGGCAUCUUGCUCGAAGCACAUGUCUGCAGGUAUCGCCGGAUACAUGGAGACUCCAGGCCAGGUGUCAUAUCUGAAGCUAUUCCCUUCGCCCAAUACGACAUCCAUCGACAGCUUAUCUAUAAGCUGCGGAUAAACGGGCUCAAUGCGGUGUUUGGGCUGAAAAUACAAUUUAGCGUAGGCGAGUCUUUGAUGACGGCCGUCGCUACUGGCACUGCCACAUAUGUGCGCGCGCUCCCUGCUCCACCGCCACUGAAAGUGUUUCGGAACCUGGAAGUGGUCGAUGAGGAGGACCAACGGCUGCUGGAGAUUCAGCGAGGCAUCAUGGCCAGAAGUGAGGAGAAUCGAAAAAUGAUCGAGGACGCGCUUGAACUCUUGGAAGAGGAGUCGCUGGCAUUAAAGCGGGCGCGGCGACAACUGGACGAAGACGAAGACGAGGAUGAGGUCAAAAACCGUGUUCUCAAAACCGACGCAGACGACUCGUCAAGUUCCGGCAGUGGGUCUGACUCCGAUUCCGACGAUGAGCAAGAGCAGACUAAGAGACAUCGCAGCGUCAUUGUACAGAUCGAUGACGAGCAGGAUGAGGAUCUGGUGCUUUUGCAGUCGCCUUCCUUUCCUUCCAAUUUCGCGAUCUGCAAUACCUCCGUGCCACCUUCGAGUGAUACCCUAUUUGAACCGCACGGACUGGAUAGCGUUCAGGGCAUCACGAUGAUCAAGCACGCCAUGAUCACCGGUGCUUCCCAUCACCCAAACAGGCAGCUGGCGGGACUGUUCAGGCAGAUAUAUGAGGAGCUGAUCAUGCAGUUGGGUGCGUACUUUGAAAAGUGUGUCGUCGCCGGACUGGACUACAACGUGACGGUUGUGAAGGAAUGCGAGAUUCAGAUCGUGCUCAAUGGGGUGGCUCUGGGUUCGUCGCUCGAUUAUGCAACGUUGACUGCGGAAACCGACACCAUCGAGCUGGACGAAGUCUUGGAGGAGAUUCGAUCUGGGAACCUUUCAUCUUCUCGCAGACCGAGCAUUGUGCAUGCUGUGGAAGACCCGAUGCCCAAAAAGCUGACCAUCUCCAGCCCACUCAUCGUGCGCGAAGCCACCCGUCUAUUCUUCCGCCGCGAGCCAACAGUUACAUCCAUGGGAACCAGCGGGACCAGCAUCGACGAAGAUUUUGUCUUCUCCAUCGACGCCGACGAUCCGAGCGGCAUCGGAGCCUCAGUUACCAGCACCGUUCCACCCUCGUCCGCCGUCGCAUCACCAGGAUCGGGCGCUCCUCCGAUAUCAACAUCGCACAGGCCCAACCACUUCCCUAAUUUUCCUUCCACCUACACUGGUCCGGUGCCACUCACACCCUUAUGGUACAUCCCCUCCCACCCCACGCUUACGCAUCUCGGCCGCAUAUCCCACCACUUUGUCAAGGAGGCCGCCAUCACAUUCGACUCUGUACAGGGAGGCAUGGGCGGGUUCUCGCAUACGUUCUUGAUGGAGAUCCAUGCCGUGCUCAGGGCCCAUGCGCGAGCGCUGGGCGGGAACGCGCUCGUGGGCGUGAGGGUCGAUUUGAGCGUGGUGGAGGAGAGUCUGAAGGGCGGGACGGGGUAUGCGCUCAUAUGUAUAGGAGGCGAUGUGGUCGUGGUAGAAGAUGGUGAUGUUGGGGUUGAGGGAGGAUACGCGAGUGUCGGUGCCAGAGGUUUCUUUUGAGGCUUCUGAACUGCCUUCAUUUUGUAUUUACCGAUGUCCGGUAGUCUUAUAUAUAUCAAAGCAUCCCGAAAUGAUACCAUCAAGUAUCUCACAUUUGAAAGCAGUAGUAUUUGCGAAAGUGCAGAGCCAGGUCGAGAAGAAGGUUACCGUCACACUCCCA